UGUCACUCUCAGUGCAAAAAAUCGACUGGUGGAUGUGAUCAGCCAUGGAUGUGCAUGCUUUCUGGGUUAUAUAAAUAGGGACCCAAUCAAGCUUCCCUAGCAGUUACCAACCCCGUUCAUAGUACUACUACUGCAUUUGCAAUCCAGCUCCUCAUCUCUCUCUCUCUCUACUGCAUCAUAGAAACAACAGCGCUCCUCUGCUCCAACAACCAGCCAGGCAGGCAGGCAGGCAGGCAGCUCUUUUCAAGCCAUCUUACUACUUCUCUUUUCGUCUUCUCCUCGAAUCGGCUAAUUUGUUCACAGGAGAGCUAGAUGCUAGCAAUGAACCAACAUCAGGAGGAGUCGUGUGUUCCCCCGGGAUUCAGGUUCCACCCAACAGAGGAGGAGCUGGUGGGGUACUACCUGGCUCGGAAGGUGGCCGCCCACAAGAUCAACUUGGACAUCAUCCAGGAGGUGGAUCUCUACCGGAUAGAGCCAUGGGACCUCCAAGAGAGGUGCGGCGGCGGCAGGGGUGGCGGCGGAGCACGGCCGGAUCAGGAGGACCAGUCAUCAUCGGAGUGGUACUUCUUCAGCUUCAAGGACCGCAAGUACCCCAGCGGCACCCGCACCAACCGCGCCACGGCGGCAGGGUUCUGGAAGGCCACCGGCCGCGACAAGCCGGUAACCUCAUCCAAGAGCCAGGGCGUCAUCGGCAUGAGGAAGACACUCGUCUUCUACAGGGGCCGCGCACCCAACGGUAGGAAGACCGACUGGAUCAUCCACGAGUACCGUCUCCAGACAAGCGAGCACGGGCCCACACAUCAGGAGGAAGGUUGGGUGGUGUGCCGGGCGUUCCAGAAGCCGACCCCGAACCAGAGGUCAUCCUACAUCUUCCCCACAUACUCCGCCGCUCCACAUCUCGGUGGCUACUACAACGCGCGGCCCUGGCUGUACGACCAAGGCGGCGACCUCGGCUUCCCCGGCCAGGGUGCCCAGUACUCCCCCUAUGACCCGCUGGAGAGCAAGCAGAGCAUCUUCAGCAACAUCCCGCAGCUCAUUGAGAAGCCGCCGAUGACCACCGCCGCUGCUGGUUGCGGCGACGCCCGCUAUGACUUUGUCCAGCAGGGACAGGCGGCAGCCGACAUCGACUGGAAUUUCCUGGACAGCUUGCUGUCUACGUCUCCGCAGCUAGUGCCACCUCACACCUUCAGCUUCCCUCAUGAGGGGGACCGAGAGGCCCUUGGUCUUCCACGUCCACUAGAAGUAGAUCAGCGCAAGUUGUAGCGAAUGAACUAUUGGUAUACGUCAGCCUUGGUGCAUGUGAGCUUCCUCUAGCGCGAGCUUCCAUUGUAUCAUUGUACCAUGUACAUUUGCAUCUGACCCCUUGAUUUGUUGGUCAUGUAAAUAUAAAGGAACCUAGGUGUAACAUCCCCGGACAAUUUUCAUAUUCAUGAAUAUUUUUGAAUAAAAGACUCAAAAGAAAACUGAAAAUAUUAUAUAAUCAGAAGAAAAGAGAAGCUAAAAAAACCGAACCGAAAGCAUAGAAAUAUAAUCAAGGGAACAGAUUGGUGGCCGAAAAAAAAUAGCUGAAACUGAUCAAUACAUGGUGUAAGAGCAUGUGAUCUAAAUCAAGAACUAAGUGGAUGCAUAAAAUUAAAGUCGGCGACUACUACCGCAUAUGCAUACGAGCUGAAC
Aegilops tauschii subsp. strangulata is the source of this 1674-nucleotide messenger RNA. Its product is annotated as NAC domain-containing protein 30. Gene Ontology annotation, molecular function: DNA binding. Gene Ontology annotation, biological process: regulation of DNA-templated transcription. Lineage: Eukaryota; Viridiplantae; Streptophyta; Magnoliopsida; Poales; Poaceae. The record is from RefSeq and is a predicted model, not a curated record.